Molecule: messenger RNA, 2197 nt
Organism: Misgurnus anguillicaudatus (oriental weatherfish)
Lineage: Eukaryota; Metazoa; Chordata; Actinopteri; Cypriniformes; Cobitidae
Gene: pttg1ipa
Product: PTTG1 interacting protein a
Biological process (GO): protein import into nucleus
Cellular component (GO): cytoplasm; nucleus
Source: RefSeq, a predicted model, not a curated record
UCCUGUUUCAUGGGAAUCUACAUAACCUGUUCGCAACUGCUAGGUCGCGUUAAGUUUAAUCUACGAUAGUUUCGCAUUACCUUAUAAUAUUCAUUACAACAACAUUAAUCUCGUUCUUGGCUUUCAGUAAACAAAACAGUCGAUCUUAUUUUAGUAUUAUUCGAUUUGAAGAAGAGAAGAUGGGAUUUAUUUGUUUUUUACUACUUGUCUUUAGUUUAAGUUCAACGCUGGCACAGACUACACCACCGGCCAAGACUUUACCACCGGCCAAGACUACACCACCGGCCAAGACUACACUACCGGCCAAGACUACACCACCGGCCAAGACUACACUACCGGCACCGACUAUACCACCGGCACCGACCACAGCACCACCUCCAAGUUGUGAACGCAAAAAUGCCACUAAUUGUGAAGAAUGCUUGGCAAAUGUGUCUUGUCUAUGGUGCAUCAAGACUAAAAGUUGUUUGACAUACCCUUCCAAAAGUAUCUUGCCCCCCCAAGCCCUCUGCCCACUCAAUGAUGCUCGCUGGGGUCUUUGCUCAAUGAACUUCCAGAGCUUGAUAAUUGCAUUGUCGGUGAUUGGGGCAAUCCUCAUCAUUGCCUUUUUUAUCUGCAUAUUCUGUUGCUGCAAGUGUGAGAACAUUGGAUCUUCUCGAUUUGACAACAAGAUGAACCGGCGGGCAGACAAAACAAAGACAAAACAAGAGCAAAGAAAAGAAGAGUUAAAGAUAAGACAUGACGAGAUUCGACAAAAAUACGGUCUCAGCAGAGCGAGUCCGUACGCCAGAUUUGAAAAUCCCAACUAAUCGGUUUCAAUGUUUUAUGGAUAAAUUCUUUAACCGUUUGAAAGGAAUUAACAGGAAUGAGAAUCUACAGUUACAGAAUACAACUUUAUGAGCCAUUCCACCGAACCGGUGCCAUUUGCAUGUUGUAACUCGUCAAAAUUGAAGUUCAUUUUUAUCUUUUUUCAACACUGAAUGUAGUAACACUACAGUUUUACUAUUUAAAAUGGGAAUUGGUCAAUCUCUGCUUUUAACAUGAUUUCUUAAUGGACGUAUUUUAGCUGAGAGUUUUUAGCAUAGAUUUAGCAAAUACAUAAAAUAUAACUGAAUAUAUGUGCUAAUAGUAUGAAAACACUAAGCGAGUUUUAUAAUGAAUAUACAGAAAUAAAAAUAAGAAAAUUAACUUUUGAUGUUGUCAUGGCCUUCAGAAGAUCCAGAUGAUGUAACUUCCUGUUGAAAAUCUGUCUAGUGGAAUAUUCCUAUAUAGUUUUUCAGAGGGGGAAGCGAUUUGGAAUGACAGGAUGGAGUGAAAUUCUGGGGACAUGGCUAAAAUGUGUAUUUUAUCUAAAGUAUUAUGAUUUUUUUUAUAUUUAAAGCAAAUAUGAGUUAUGGAGACACAAAAAUGUAUAAAAAAGAUAUCUGAACGGAUUUAUGCUUAUAUUUAAAGGUUAACCUUAGAUAGAGAGCGGGAUGCAUAACAAAUGCUAUUUUUUCAGUGUUCUAUGUAGUUUUUAUUAAUGUUUUAAAUUAAAUAGUUAAAAUUUGCUGUUUGAUUGGUGUGAAGGACACUUUGCUUAAUUAAGUUAAGCUUUUUUAUAAUUAGUUUUUUUGCAUUUAUACAUAAAAUGUCCUGGGAACACAAAUGUUACCAAUUCAGUGGAAUGGCUCUUAUAUUUCUUAUUCAGUUAUUUUAUUCUGUAUAUUUUUACUUUCUAAGGUAGGCUGACCUUCCAGAAUGAUGGUUACCUUUUUAUGUAUUAAUACAAACUGCCUGUAUUUAUUUAUAUGAAUUAAACGCCUAUGUUUUAAAGUUGUAAUAAGCAUAGUUGUUUCUGCCAGAUAGUGAUAAAGCUUAGAUCUUCAAAAUGCUGAUUCAGCAGAGUCCCACUAGCAAUGAAUGGGGUCGGCAUCUGGGGGCUGUGUGGCCUUACACAUUUUUCUCAUGGCGAUUGGGCUGUUUAGUUUCCAUGCCUCGUGAAUGAUAGCACAUUCAUUUAAAAUUAACAAAAUAAAGCCUCAUUGUAAUUUAAAAGUAGAUGCUAACUAUGGCUCUGUAUUUACAUAUAAAAGAGGUUUCGGUAACCUAAACUACACUCUUAAAAAUAAAGGUGCUUAAAAGGUUCUUCACAGCAUAACCUUUUUUGGUUCCUCAAAGAACCAUUUAAUCAAAGGUUCUUUAAACAACCUUUUUUUUU